AUGGGUAGCAGUAACAGUGUGCCCAAAAUGGAUCCGAUGAUGGAACAUCAUCAACCGUAUCCGGAUAUGAAUGUUAUUUUUAAGGGAAUUCCGAAAAUGAUGCAGGUUGCUGAUGACAUGCAUCGUAUGACAAAUUACAUAAUGGAUUUACGCAAUAUGACCGUAGGACUAGUGUGCUUGUCGGUGAUUGGAGUGUUUCUUUUUCUCAUCCUAAAAUUUGCGCAAGGACGUAACAGUGCGGCGAGGAGGAAACGCGAAAUUGGGCGUCGAAAUGAGGUUUUCGAACAUCUCGAUUUGGAUGAUCGUUCAUUAACUCGUCAUCAGGCGAGUCAUUAUGGAACAUAUCAAGGAUUUGCUGAUCCAUGGCAUGAAGCACAUGCAAAACUGCAGUCAACAACAGCGAUUGAUAUGGAUAAAGUGCAGCUGGCCGUCAAUCCAAUGUCAUCUGAUGGUGAACGAUCGGUUGAAGGAAGUCCUCGAUUGAAUAAUCCAAGAAUAUUGCCUAAUUUGCCAAAUGGGCAUACACUCAAAGUGUGA
Messenger RNA from Anisakis simplex (herring worm), 537 nucleotides. NCBI's taxonomy places the organism in Eukaryota, Metazoa, Nematoda, Chromadorea, Rhabditida, Anisakidae. The record is from the annotation of a GenBank genome assembly.